Messenger RNA from Neopsephotus bourkii (Bourke's parrot), 1329 nucleotides. RefSeq lists its product as uncharacterized. The record is from RefSeq and is a predicted model, not a curated record. Lineage: Eukaryota; Metazoa; Chordata; Aves; Psittaciformes; Psittacidae.
UUUAUUGGCUCACAAAGUUGUUGUUCUUGAUCUCACAGUUUCAGUAUGUUGUACCUUACUUACAUCCGGUAUUUGCUGUGAUAGUGUUUAUCAGAUGGGGGCUUGGGCUAAGGUUCUUGUUUCACUGUACUUUAUGGUAAUGACUUGUAAUACAGGCGGGCUCUGGCAGCAGGACAGGAUGGACGUGGCCGUGGACUUGUACCUGGCCAUCCCGCUGCGCUUCACUGUCCUGACCCUCAUCCUCUCCUCCAUCUUCGUGAGGCUGUGGGGAGCCGAAGGGGGUGGCCGCAGGAGCCAUCGGUGUCUGAACAGGCCCAGAAGAGUGGCCCCGGAGACCAGGAGGCCGGGAGGGGUGGAGGAGGUCAGGGCAGUCGAGGAUGGGAAGGAGGCGGCUGCCGAGCAGCGGGAGGAGGCAGCGGAGGAACCAGGCUCCGCAGCUGAGCCCAGCUCCGCAAUGGCCAAGAGCAUCCCCCGGAAGCUGUCUACCGAGCCCAGCGAGCCCAAGCCCAAGGAAUAUGUCGAGAACAAGAUACCACCUUUGGAAGCCUCAGCUGGAUCCAGCCUCAGGCUCCCGGGACAAGUGGAGGAUGCAGGAGACCACGCAGCAUUUCCCAGCAAGGCAGAGGGGGAAGAUCUGGACUCAGAAAAAGGGAAGCUUGUGGUGAGAGUGUCGGCAAGUACAGCAGCUACACCAGCCCCAGUGACAAGUACAGCAGCAUCAUUUGAGAGUUCUGAAGGUUUUGAAUGGCCUUUGGGUACCCUUGGGACCUGCCUGUUGAUUGUGACGAGGAUCAACAUGUUGGUACACAUACAGAAAGUGUUUUACCCAUUACCAUUUUGUCUGAUCUCAAAAGUUAAGCAGAGUUGGGUUUGGGUCUUGCCUAGGAUUAGAUGAGGAUAUAGGAGGACCAAGAGGUUUUCCCCAAGGCUGGACAGUCAUGAGUGGCAGGGUGUGUGAGACAGUAUGGGCAAGUAUCUAGUCCACUGGGCCCCUCCAGUGCUCUGGAAGCAUCAGAGGUGGAAAGCAGCUAUAUGGAGUCCCCAACGACAAGUUGCAGAAACUGCUGAAGGGGAGGGUGAAUUAUUUUGAGCCUGGCGGGCCCAUGACACUUUAGGCCACCAGGGCAGAGAUACAACAUACAGAUGGACUCAUGAUUGAGGGGUGGACUUAGCAAUGGACACUAUUGCCCAGGUUAUUCAUGAGUGUGAACACUGCACACAGCCUCUCCUGCUUUGAAAGACUGUUACAAGAGACGGAGCCCGAUAUCAUGGACCGAAUGGACUCAGCAGCUUUGUAGGUAUUGGUCCAUGCACUGAGAUAAGAGUGAU